Hydatigera taeniaeformis is the source of this 5256-nucleotide messenger RNA. The record is from the annotation of a GenBank genome assembly. Lineage: Eukaryota; Metazoa; Platyhelminthes; Cestoda; Cyclophyllidea; Taeniidae.
AUGCAACCUUCUUGUUCUCAACUUCGAGAACACCAAACAAAUGGUGCUCCUAUUUUUGACGAAACACUUUCAGUUGCUAGAAAGUAUGUUUUGAUUCUUAGACAUUCUAUGGAAUGUCGUCAGAAGGAAUUAAAUGGAGUCCCAAAUCUUUGUCCUUUUACCGUCUGUGCUCAGAUGCGCCAACUACUUUCGCAUAUUUGCACUUGCAAUCGUGGUAGCGAUUGCACUUUUCGUCAUUGUGCGACCUGUAAACAGCUCAAAAAUCAUUCAGAUCACUGUGACGAUCCUCGUUGUGUUGUCUGCCCGUCGGGUCUCCCGCUUGAUAGCUCUGCUACAGGUCGAUACUCUCUUAAUGAUCGUAAUAGUGUUAUUUCCCAUGAUCAGUCUUUUCCUGUGAACGGGGAACAUAUUCAGGUGUAUCAUUCUGGUUCAACUCCAAGCGUCUCCGAGAUGCGACAGACAGCCAGUUCAGCAACUCCUCUCACGAACGGUUUUGACUGGCGUUUGGAAUACGAUGCAGCUAGACGUGAAGAAAUAGUUCGGAGUCAUGCUGGACAGGUGUUCCCUCCGCCUACUUACAAUGACUGUCGUUCAGAGGCUGUAUUUACCUUGUUUAAAGACCAAGAAAUGAAGAUGUUUAAAGAGUCUCUCACGGAGCAAGACUAUCUAUCAAGUUUACAGAGGUUCGUCGUUCGGCUUCAAAAUGAGUUGAAGCACAAGUCUCGUAUCAAUCCCAUUUCUCUGGCCAAUGGGAGUUCAUCCUCACCUGCUCAUUCAAAAGAUGAUAUUUUGUCCGAGCAAAAGAAUCCGAGAUCUCAGAUCUCAGUUUUGUGCGACUCUAAUGUAAAAGCUUUAGAGAAUGCCUUUGAAGCGUCCAAUGGAUUGUCUCAAGGCUACAGUAACUCCACCAGCAGUCAACCUAAGCAGUCAGCGACUGAUCCGCUAACCCCUUCCUCUGCAAACGGGUCUUCGAUGUUGAAGAAGGACGAGCCUAUGGAUAUACCUGUCAAAUCAGAGCCUUCCACAACCUUAGAAUCGGGUCGGCGAUGUUCGUGGACUAAGGAACAGUUGAAAGAAGCUUUUAUUCCUCUUGUGAUAAGCAUAUCGAGUCAGGAACCUCACUCUGUCCAUUUCCGCACUCCAGUUCCCUUUGAGGAAUUAAAGUUAUCUGAUUAUCCAUCUAUCGUUCCAUUCCCAAUGGAUCUUUCAACCAUUGAGAAGAAACUAAGAAGUGGGGACUACUUAGACCCGUGGGACGUCGUCAACGAUUUUUGGUUAAUGUUUAACAACGCUUGGCGGUAUAAUCGGAAAAAUUCCAAGAUAUAUAAGGCUUGUUCUAGAUUGUCAGAAAUAUUUGAAGGUAUUGUUGAUCCAUUGAUGCAAAAUCUGGGAUUCUGUUGUGGUCAUGCCUACGUUCAUCAUCCUCAUGUUCUCACCUGUCUCACAGACAAAUCCUGUAACAUUAAUCGUGACGAUGUUUAUUACGUUUAUGAGACUAAAGAAAAAGACCAGAAGAAGGAAUUGUUAGAUAAGUAUAUUGUUUGCGAAAAAUGUUAUCAAAGUGCUGGCAGCACUAUUACAAUCGAUGAUCAAAGUUCGCCCGUGCACCUCAGGAAAAACCUUUUCGAAAAACAAGUAAACAACACUAUUGUCAGUGAAAAGUUUGUCAAUUGUCGAGAAUGUGGUCGGAAAUGGCACAAGGUUUGCGCUUGCCAUAUGGACGAAAUUUGGCCUAGCGGUUUUGUUUGCAAUACGUGCAGGAAGAUGUACGGGAUUUGUCGCUCGCCCAACCGUUUCACUGCGAAACGCUUACCGACGUGCAAAUUAAGUGACUUUCUUGAAAAAAGGGUCAAUGAUUUCAUGAAAAAGAACGAGUCUCAAACAAACGAGGUCAUUAUUCGCGUUCUUGCUAGUGCCAACAAAACCGUGGAAGUUAAGAAAUAUAUGCGUGAGAUUUUCUCUGAUAGUGGCAAAUUUCCAGAGUCGUUUCCUUAUCGAGCAAAAGUUAUUUUUGCGUUCCAAGAAUUAGAAGGGCAGGAGGUUUGCUUUUUUGGUCUUUACGUGCAGGAGUACUCUUCCGAUUGUCCUGCACCAAACAAGCGACGCGUUUACAUUGCGUACCUGGAUUCUGUAUACUUCUUUCAGCCGAAGCAGUAUCGUACAGAUGUUUAUCAUGAAAUUCUUAUCGGUUACUUGCAUUAUGCUAAGAAACAAGGCUUUGCCAAUGCUCAUAUUUGGGCCUGUCCACCUGGCGAAGGUGAUGACUACAUCUUUCAUAUGCACCCUCCUGAUCAAAAGAUUCCAAAACCCAAGAGACUUCAAGAUUGGUAUCGUAAAAUGCUUCAGAAGGCGCAUAAUGAACGUAUCGUUGUGGAUUACAACAACAUCUAUCAAGAUGCUGUGGAUACUAAUUGCCUUUCCCCUGUAGACGUUCCUUACUUUGAUGGAGAUCUUUGGCCUAACACUCUGGAAGAGCUCUUAAAGCCCGCUGUGGAAAAUCGUCGUAAGUUUCGCGAGGAGGAAGAACUAUUGCGAAGUGAGGUGGAUGACUAUGCCGAUGGAGUGGACGAUGAUGGGGACAGUAACCAUGGUAGUUUCGACUCUGAUCGAAAGCCCAGUAGUGCUGGAAGUGGAAGUGUUUGCAUGAAUGGUAUUGAAAAUAGGAAGAAGACCAAAAAACGCAAGAUGAAACGUGCCGCCUCAUCUCUAAGCAUUCAUGGCGGCAGUAAGAGGAAGAGACUCUCAGCAGCUGCAGCCAGUGGGGAUACGGAAGCGGAGGUGCAGCGGAGACUUGAAGAAAUGUUACAGCGUCAUUCUGAGGCCUUUCUUACGAUUAACCUACAUUCUCGGAGUCAGAUAGCAAGCCUUCAGCCCAUCAGGGAUCCGGAUCCCCUUUUUGCGUCAGAGUUAAUGGAAUGUCGAGAUACAUUUUUGAGCCGGGCUCGGGAACGUCACCUGGAGUUUUCUUCCCUUCGACGAGCAAAGUUCUCCACCCUGGCUUUUUUGUACGAUAUCCACACAGAAAACAAAGACGCUUUUGUCUACAGUUGCAAUAGUUGUCAAAAAGAAAUUGAAGCACCGAGGCAGUGUAAACAGUGUCCCAACUAUUUCCUUUGCGAAGAUUGUUUCAAAGCUUAUGGCCAUCGACACCCAAUGGAAAAGAUCGUUUUAAGUGACGAUAAUGGCAGCACGGCAGCGGUUCAACAGUCCGACCGACUAAAGAUGGAGCGGUGUGUGGAGCUUUUGAAACACACCUCCAGUUGUAGGGACGCCAAUUGUCGCAACCAAGCCUGUCGCGAUAUGAAGCGUAGAUUGGGUCACUUUAUGACUCUUCAUGAUCGCAGCAAAUGUUUCUGGUGUCGGCAGAUACACAGGAUUUUAUCUGCUCAUUCCACCAAGUGUAAUGAUUCUAAUUGUCAGGUUAUGUAUUGCGCACAUUACAAGGCCGUAAAGAAACAGCAGGAAUCACAACAGCGCUUGAGGAAACUACAAACUCUCCGUCGUAGGCAAAAGACUAUGCAGUGUUCUCACAACAUCAAAACACCCCAGCAACCGAAUACUCCACAAUCAGUUGCCAUUACAAGUAAUUCUAGUGGUGCCGCUCAACAGCUAGCGGCUUCUACGGCCAGUCCUACAGUGUUUAAUGCACCAAGUUCGUCCGAGCCUCCCCAUAGUUUUUCUUCACAGACGUCCUUAACUUCUCCACAUUCCGCGUCCAAUUCACGAAACUCGCCGUCUAAACCAACUUCGGUAUCGGCUCAUCCCGCUGCUCUACAGUAUUCUCACUCCUCACCUUAUCAACAUGCACCCCAUACUUCUCCACUGUCCGUGAUCGCCACAAAGAACAUAAACAGCCACCAGACGCCUCACCUCCCCUCUCCGGCUGACUAUCACCAAGCUUCAUCAGUGGCGUCCCCGUAUCCUCAGCAGUCGUUAUAUCAUCAGCAACAGCCUCAAAUUGUGCAGCAACAUCAAAUACAUCCGACCCACACUCCGCAAACCAGGAGUUAUCCUAGCGAAGCCGGAUUUGUAAGGCAAAGUAACAAUUCCACUAGCAACUUCUAUGAAAAUGGCCAGUCAUCUUACGUUAGGAAUCCUAUGGUCGCCGUGAGUCCUCGACUGCCUUACCAGAUGCCUACUCCAGAAAGUGAGGACGUAUACUCCUUGUCGGCAGCUGGAGUAAAGCGACCUUUUUUUGGCGAUUGUGAUGUAGUGUCCGCCAGUACCGUAGGCGCAAACAUGUACGCUAUGGGCGGCGGAAGCCAAAAUUUGAAGCCGUCCCGUUUAGUGAUGUCACCGCAUGGUCAACAGGCGAGUUUGCAGGGUCCUGCUCCAGAGCAACAGCAGCAGUCGAUGCUACACUGGGGUAGUGGUGUUGCUGUGUCAAACGGACAAAUUAUGCCACCUGGUGCAAUGGCUGGUGGCAAGAUGGCCCAAAUGGGUCCAUUGAGGCCACAACAGCCUUUGCCUAUCCAAAAUAAUACACCGCCCUCACAUCUGGGAAGUACUGCGAUUCAGCCGCCAUCUUCUACAGAGGUGGAAAUGGUGCUCUCUGCGAGACGAAGUAUUACGAGCGAAAUUGAGGUAUCUUUCUAUCUAUUCUUCAUUAUUUUUACAUCAUGGUUGCAUCAGCAGCCACAUCUUGUCCCUGCCUGGAACUACAUCCGCAGCCAACAGAAGGUCAUGGCGCCCUCGAAGUCUUUCCAGUAUUCCCCUCAACAGCCUAUGCCACAGCAGUUGAUGCGCGGCAAUGUUGGCUUUACUUCUGCUCCGCAGCAGCAACGGAUGGUACAACAAAGUCAAAACGCAAUUUCUAAUUCUUGGCCUAUGCAGCAACAACCACAGGACCUUUGGAGUGUGCGUCAGCCGUGUUACGUUCCUCAGGGCAAAUUUCCCUGCAGUCCGAAUUUGCAACAGCAACAACAGCAGCAGCAUUCUGUCAUGACGACUAACCCCUACCCGACGUCUGCAUUUUCUUCCCGCUACCCCUCACCCAUUUCCACUUCCACAAGCCCUGGAGGUAUGCUGAGAGGUCCAAUCGCACAGCAACGGAUGCCCGUGCCGGCACCAGUCUCACCUAGGCCCCCUCCACCACCCUACGUGUCUCAGCAACAGCCCUCUCUAAUGCUCUCACAAUUACUUGUUCAACCACAUUCACAACUGCAGCAGCACCAGCAGUUACUGCAGAGGCCACUACAGGAAGGCUCAUCUCAGUCACAGCCUUCUCAACCCCCCCAACACCAAAUAACUCGUUGA